AUGGAAUUCGCCCCCGUCGACGAUGUCACCGAAUCGAAGCGAGGGAUUCCGUUGAUGCAAGUCGUCGAAGACGUCGGGCAAUGGCUGAAAAAUGAGGGCGAAAUCUCCGGCGAAGAGGGCCGGGAACGCCUGAAUGAGCAAUAUAGAAAAUAUAAAAUGAUCGAGGGCGGCCUGACGCAGCAGCGCGAUCGGAUGCUGGAGAAGAUCCCCGAGUUCAGCAACAGCCUCAAGCUGAUCGAGACGCUGAUCGAGAAGCGGGAGAAGGGAGAAGCCUUCGAGACGAGCCCGAUGAUUGCCGAGGAGUUGUGGACGAGGGCCCGAGUGCCCGAGCCGAAAACGGUUUGCAUCUGGAUCGGCGCCAACAUCAUGGUGGAGUACGAGCUGGACAAGGCGAAGGACCUCAUCCUCAAGAACCGAGCGAAACUCGAGGCUCAACUAAAAGACCUCUGCGCCGAGCUGGCCUUUGUCAAGGAUCAGAUUACCACUUCGGAGGUGAACAUGGCCCACGUGCACAACUUUGCCGUCAAGCAGCGUCGGCUGACCACGCAGCGCAUGCAGGCCAGC
Molecule: messenger RNA, 564 nt
Organism: Mesorhabditis spiculigera
Lineage: Eukaryota; Metazoa; Nematoda; Chromadorea; Rhabditida; Rhabditidae
Source: the annotation of a GenBank genome assembly